AUCACCAGUAUUUCCUCUCCUUGGCGGACCAAUAACGCGCAGUUUCAAUCUCCCUCCAUCUCAGCCAGCGGUUUCUUCAAGAAUUAACUUAAAAAAUAAAAAUAAAGAAGCUUUAUUUGUUAUCACUACACGACAUUCGUAUCUUGGAGUUUGGGGGCUGUUUUUUUCAUUGGAGGAAAUCAAAGCUCUUUGUAAAUAUUUUCUUCUCUGGUUGAAUUUUCUCUGACAUGGAAGUGAGAUGUCGUCCGGCGGUGAUGUGCUGUGUUUUUGCCGUCCUCUGUUCUGUGUUUCCCCGGUCGCUGGAGUUUUCUUACGGGGACAGACAGUACCUGAACGAGUGGGCAGUGGAGAUCCCAGGCGGAGUGUCCGCUGCGGAGGCGAUCGCCAGAGAGCUGGGCUACGAACUGGUCCGACAGAUUGGGGCCCUGGAAGACCAUUUCUUGUUCAAACACCGCAGCCAUCCUCGCAGAAUGAAACGCAGCUCCGACCACAUCACCAGGCAGCUGUCGGAGGAUGAUCGGGUGUUGUGGGCUGAACAGCAGUAUGAGAAACGGCGCACCAAACGAGCGUCCCUCAGGGAGUGCAGGGACUGCCCGGUGGACAAGCUUUUCGAUGAUCCCAUGUGGAACCAGCAGUGGUACCUGCAAGACACGCGGACGUCCUCCUCGCUGCCGAAGCUCGACCUCCACGUGAUCCCCGUGUGGCAGAAAGGCAUCACAGGGAAAGGAGUGGUCAUCACUGUUCUCGAUGAUGGGCUGGAGUGGAACCACACAGACAUCUACUCCAACUACGAUCCAGCAGCCAGCUAUGAUUUCAACGACAAUGAUCCCGACCCUUUUCCCAGAUAUGACUCCACCAAUGAAAACAAGCAUGGCACUAGGUGUGCUGGGGAGAUUGCUAUGCAGGCGGACAACAAUAAAUGUGGAGUUGGAGUGGCCUACAACUCGAAGGUUGGAGGUAUUCGUAUGCUGGAUGGGAUUGUGACUGAUGCCAUCGAGGCGAGCUCUAUUGGGUUCAAUCCGGACCAUGUGGACAUCUACAGUGCCAGCUGGGGACCUAACGAUGAUGGGAAAACAGUGGAGGGCCCUGGUCGUCUGGCACAGAAAGCUUUUGAAUAUGGCAUUCAGAAGGGCCGUGGCGGGAAAGGCUCUAUCUUUGUUUGGGCAUCAGGUAAUGGCGGCCGCCAGGGCGAUAACUGUGACUGUGACGGCUACACAGACAGCAUCUACACUGUCUCAAUCAGCAGUGCCUCCCAGCAGGGCCUGUCCCCGUGGUACGCUGAGAAGUGCUCCUCCACUCUGGCUACAGCGUACAGCAGUGGAGACUACACUGACCAGAGGAUUACGAGUGCUGAUCUGCAUAAUGAGUGCACUCAGACUCACACUGGAACUUCAGCUUCUGCCCCACUGGCUGCUGGAAUAUUUGCCCUGGCACUGGAACAAAAUCCUGACCUUACCUGGAGAGACCUGCAGCACAUUGUGGUCUGGACCUCAGAGUUUGAUCCUUUGGCCAAUAACCCUGGCUGGAAGAGGAACGGAGCAGGGCUGAUGGUCAACAGUCGCUUUGGCUUCGGCCUUCUCAAUGCCAAAGCCUUGGUGGACCUUGCUGACCAGGCCACUUGGAAGCAUGUGCCAGAGAAGAAGCAGUGUAUUGUCAGGGAUGAUUCUUUUCAGCCAAGGGAACUAAAAGCAACAGGGGAGAUCACUAUAGAGAUUCCAACAAAAGCCUGCGCAGGGCAGGACAACACUAUCCGCUCACUGGAGCAUGUGCAGGUGGAGGCGAGCAUUGAAUAUACCAGGAGGGGGGACCUGCACAUCACACUCACCUCUCCAGCUGGCACCAGCACAGUGCUGCUGGCAGAGCGAGAGAGGGACACAUCCUCUAACGGCUUCAGAAACUGGGACUUCAUGUCUGUCCACACAUGGGGAGAGGACCCUGCCGGUACAUGGACCCUAAAAAUCACAGAUACUUCUGGUCAUAUGGAGAACAAGGGUCGGAUUCUGAACUGGAAGCUGAUCCUUCAUGGAACAUCAGAGAAACCAGAGCACAUGAAGAAACCUCGAGUGUACAUUCCUUACAAUGCUGUGCAGAAUGACCGUCGUGGUGUAGAACAUAUGGAUGACAUGAUGGAGGAGCCAACACAGGCCCACCAACCUCAGAAGACUGAGAAUGCUCAAGCCUCUCCCCCUUCUAAUCCCGAGAAGGAGCCCAAAAAAGCAUCAGUUUCACCCUCCUCUCCAUCGCUGGCUCUGCUGCGUCUCCUGCAGACGGCCUUCAACCGGCAGACCCCGGCACUACAGCAGCCUCAGCCCGUAGCCAGGACCUGGAGGAAGCAGCAGCAGCAGCAGCUAGGCCAGAGCUUCUCUCCUUCUGCUACAAGACUCCCACCUCAGAAGCUGUACCAGGCUUUGGACAUGAUCAACAAGUACAUGAGCCCUGAGGACAGCGUCUACAAUGAUUACAGUGACGGCUUCUAUAGCACCAAGCCGUACAGGCACAGAGAUGACCGUCUGCUACAGGCCCUGUUUGAGAUGCUCGAUGAUAAUCGCAAGUGAACAUCUGGCAGAACAGUGAGGAGAUCCAAGUGGAAGAGACUGAAAAAAAGAAGGCUGAGACCAGGCACUGGGAGAGGAGAAGUGAAGAUUCAGAAAAAGAGAACUCUUCCUGUUCUGUUUGUUCCCCCAAAAUGCUGCAUAUCUGACCUAUUAACCUUGAUUUGCCAGUCAACUUUUGUAAACCAACAUUUUAAUUCCUUCAUUCAGUGCAAAAUGUCCAAAUGUGAUUCAAAAUAUGGGCUUAUUUAAACCAUCUCUGCUAUAUCUCCAUGUAGUGAAAGUAUAAAAUCAUUUAAAUCAGAAGAAAAGUGGGGUUGGUGGCGGUGAUGGGGUUGAUGGUAGCCUUUUCUUUCAUCUCUUUACUGCCCGCUGAAGCAUGCCACCUUUAGAAUCUAAGUUUUGUAAUAGUAUCUAUAUAUUAUCUAUAUAUUAUUUAGAGACAGAUAAUGUAAAAUGGAUUUGAAAUCACUUGACAUCUAAAAUCUCUACAUUUGAAUUCAAAAAUCAAAUUUCUCUUUGGGUUUUUUUGGGGCAUUUGUCAGAAGUCCUACUGUAGAUGGUUUAUGUGAGUGUCUUUCACACUAUAGCUUCCUUUAUUUACCAUAGAGGACAAAUCGAUCUUAAUAAAAUGACAUAAAGUCACUGAAUUCAAUUCAGCCUGCAAUGGAAAAUGAAACUAAAUUUUACCUUGAUUAGUCAUUUGAAAAGGUUUAAAAGUGUCAACAAAAGAUCUAUUCUCAGGGUGUCAGCGAAGCUCAAGAGAGGACUUUUCAAGGUAUUUAGAGAACUGCAGUAUAUUUAGUGGGACAGAUUAUUUACUAUAAAAUGAUUAAAAAUGAUACAAUAUUACUAACAAAGCAUUAAAAAUAGAAAACAUUAAAAAAAAAAAAACCUUGAUAGUAGCAAAUGACUAAAAGAGCACUGGAAAGCUUUUCAGUUGGAACGAAUUACAGAAUCUUCUUGUGCAAUUUGUCUAAUUUUGUAUAAUGCUGCAUUAAAUUAAAUAUUUUUCUAUGGAUACCAUAUAGGUUAUGAUAUAAUAUAUAGAGUCUCAAAGUCUUUAACUAUUUAUUUUCUCGUGACACAGUUAUAAUUGCUACAGAUGAGCACUGCCAGAAUCCUGCUCUUACAAAGCUACAACAAUUGUGCAAAAUGUUGUUUAUUCAUAUUUUGUAAUAUGCCAACUUCAAACAGUUCUGUGAAUCCUGGACACAUUAUUUGCAUAUGAACCACUUGUCGGGUGUCAUACGAUAUUAUUUCAUCUAUUACAUUUCAGAAACUGACCAGAAGCUGUGUAGAAUAGAGGCUCUGCAGUACAACUCUUAAGCACAUUCAUGUUGAACGCCUUAAUAUCUGCUGUAAUACAUGGGCCUACUCAUUUCCAUAUGGUGUAAGUUGGUUUAAAGAUGCUAAUUUAAGUGUUUAUGACAUGAAUAGCUAUGAAGUCUCUACGCAGAGUCUCUAUCGUCCAGCUUGGAGCUGCCUGCCCCACUUCUCUGCCAACACAGUGACAGGAAAAAGAUGAUGUUUGGAAAAAUGCUUCACAUGCACCCUGUAAUUUAGCCAUUCUUUAGUGUAGCCUGUGCUGUUUCCUUUAUGUUUUUGUUUUUGACUGAGAAUUCAGUCCAAAGUUGUUUACACAAACCAAUAUUAUGUUGCAAUUUCUGUAUGGGUGUAUAAAAAAAUAAUAAUAAUUUAUCGUAAUAAACUGCAAAGUAA
Messenger RNA from Archocentrus centrarchus (flier cichlid), 4274 nucleotides. RefSeq names its product proprotein convertase subtilisin/kexin type 1 (gene pcsk1). The record is from RefSeq and is a predicted model, not a curated record. Gene Ontology annotation, cellular component: membrane; neuron projection. Bases 228 to 2555 code for a protein of 775 amino acids. NCBI's taxonomy places the organism in Eukaryota, Metazoa, Chordata, Actinopteri, Cichliformes, Cichlidae. The transcript is spliced from 14 exons. Gene Ontology annotation, biological process: peptide hormone processing. Gene Ontology annotation, molecular function: serine-type endopeptidase activity.